This is a messenger RNA of Owenia fusiformis, 1551 nucleotides long. Lineage: Eukaryota; Metazoa; Annelida; Polychaeta; Sabellida; Oweniidae. The record is from the annotation of a GenBank genome assembly.
AGAUACACAGCUGCAGAUAGCAGUGAAACAUUUGAUGGGGUUGUCAAGGAAAACAUAGAGGAGUUUGAUCUCUCACCAAAAGAAGCUGUCAGAGAUGCUGUGAAACAAUUUGAAUCACAGGGUGUCAACUUGUCAAAUAUAGUUAAAGAUUAUGCCACCAGGAGUGCUGGAGAUGGCUCGGGGAUGCAUAAAGUCGUGGAAGCCCUUGAGAAACUCGCAACACUUAUGCAAGAAGAUGACCCUGAUAAGGAACAACUUCUUCAACAAUUGGCAAUAGUUCAAGCAGAAUGCGAAGUUGAUAUUGCACACCGAGUACUUGCAUCAUCAAACAAAGCCUACAGUAUAUUAUUCCAAGCUACGGAAAAGUAUCUCAAAAAUGAUGAUAUGCUCGAGAAUAUUUUGAAGACUUUCGCAGCUCUCAUUAACGGACAGCCAGAUUUGCUAGAUUACCCAGGGAUCAAAUUAUUCAUGGAUCUCCUGAAGGAAGCAAGAUCGUCAAGAAUCUUAUUUUUAAGCAUCAAAAUCAUCGCUCUUUGUUGUGUUAUGCAUGAAGAUAAUCGCCAAUGGUUCGUUAAUUCUGGUCUUAUUCCGCUGAUGGUCAACACAUUAGAUAAAAAUAGAUCCGACCCAGAGAUUGUAAAAGAGGCGUGUUUUUCUCUCAGAGCACUUACAUUUGAUGAUGACAUCAGAGCACAGUUUGGAAAGUCACAUGACCAUGCCAAGAUGAUUGUCACGGAAACUGAUGCUUUGAAGAUACUAAUGAAUAUAUGUCAAGACUACAGUAGUAACAAGGGGGUCCUGACUGAAAUAUUUUCUACGUUAGCAAAACUUGCUGUGCGAAAUGAAUUCUGUCAAGAAAUAAUGGACCUAGGAGGAAUGUCCUUAAUCGUUAAUGCUCUCCAUAGCUGUAUGGAGCACCAAGGUGUCACAAAGCAGGGAAUUGGUGUGUUAAAGACAAUAGGAGGCAAUGACAAUGUUAGAGACGCAAUCGUUGACAAUGGAGGUGUGGAGCUGAUUUUGACUGCAAUGUCUAAACAUGCCAACAACCCAGGGGUUUGUGAAAUAGGAUGCUCUGCCCUUGCAACACUUGCUUUGAGAAGUAACAAAAAUUGUGCGAAGAUUGUCGAGAAUAUGGGGAUACAAGUGAUCAUUCAGACAAUGAAGAUACAGAAGGAUUCACCAAAAGUACAGGCCAAAGCCUGUAUGGCUCUUCGCAACCUAGUCUCCAGAACAAAAGACUACAUUCCACUAAUACUAGAACAAGGGGCUGAAGAUUUGAUAAAUCAGGCAAAGAAUAGUGACGAGAAAUGUCACGAUGAAGCUAAAGCAGCAUUAAGAGAUCUUGGUUGUAAGGUUGAUUUGAAGACACCGUGGAUGGGAACGGGCAUAGCAUUAAAAGUUGACUGAAGCUUAAAGGGCCUGCGUGAACAAUCAAAUUACUUUGAAUAUAACAUGGAUCCUUAAAUCUUAUAAUUAGCCAGCAAGGAGGGUGUAUGAUAUGUACCUAUAAUUAAUCCCGAUACUUAAAUAUCUUGAUAAAAAAGUAGCGAC